Prunus armeniaca (apricot) is the source of this 2265-nucleotide messenger RNA. The record is from the annotation of a GenBank genome assembly. Lineage: Eukaryota; Viridiplantae; Streptophyta; Magnoliopsida; Rosales; Rosaceae.
AUGAAUCGAAAAGAUCCUGCGUGGAAGUAUGCAAAAGAAAUAGAGGGGGAAAAAUACUUGAGAUGCGCAUUUUGUGAUCAAAGAUGCAGUGGAGGAAUUUCUAGACUUAAGCAUCAUUUAGGUCAAACUCAUCACGGUAUGCAACCAUGUAAGAAAGUUCCUGAGCAUGUGAAAAAAGAGUGUGCCGCAACUUUGAAAAAUCUUCAGCUUGAAAAAAGAAAGAAAAAUGAAAUGCUUAGAGAGAUUGGGGAUGGUCUAGAAGGAGGGGCUCUGAGUAUGGAAACUUCAUUGGAUGAAGAAUAUGGAAUCCCUGGUACUAGGAGUGCUGCAGUUGAUGAGACUCUUAGAGCACAACCUAAAUCAAAAGGACCAAUGGAUAGAUUUGUCACUUUAGAAGCUCGGCAAAGUACAUUAAAUUCAGCAUACAAACAAGAAGAAAGAAAGGAAGUUUGUCGAAAGAUUGGUCGUUUUUUCUUCUCUAGAGCACUCCCAUUUAAUAUUGUAAAUGAUCCAUUUUGGCUACCUAUGAUGGAAGGGAUUGCCGCAUAUGGUGUAGGAUUUAAGCCUCCAUCAAUGCAUGAGCUGAGGACUUGGAUCCUUAAGGAAGAAGUUGGCGACAUUAAUACGAUGAUGGAAGAACAUAAGAAAGCUUGGGCAGAGUAUGGAUGUACUAUUAUGUCUGAUGGUUGGACUAAUGGUAAAAAUAGAGUACUAAUAAACUUUCUUGUGAAUAGUCCAGCAGAUGAUGUUGUCAAAGAAGUUGGAGAGGAGCAUGUCAUUCAAGUAAUAACAGAUAAUGCUUCCAAUUAUAAGAAUGCUGGAGUGAAACUUAUGGAGAAGAGGAAGAAGUUAUGGUGGACUCCAUGUGCUGCCCACUGCAUUGAUUUGAUACUAGUCAAGCAAGUAGUGAAGUUUAUUUAUGGGCAUACAUGGGUUCUUGCUUUGAUGAGAUCUUUCACGAAAAACAAAGAGAUAAUUCGCCCUGCAAUCACACAGUUUGCCACUUCUUAUCUUACUCUUCAAAGCAUCUAUAAGCAAAAGCAACCUCUUCAGGCAAUGUUUUCUUCUAGAGAAUGGCACAAUGGACCAUUUGUCCAACAUAAUGAAGUAUCGGUUUUAAGAGAAGUUGAUUCAAAGGAGAGACCUGCUAUGGGAUUUAUUUAUGAGUUAAUGGAUGUUGCAAAAGAGAAGAUUGCUUUUAAUUGUGGAAAAGUUGAAAGAAAGUACAAACCAAUUUGGAGAAAAAUAGAUGAAAGAUGGGGCCCACAACUCCAUCAACCUUUAUAUGCUGCUGGUUAUUAUUUGAACCCUCAAUUGCGUUAUGAAAAAACCUUUUCUAAUGCUGAUGAAGUGAGGAAGGGAUUGGAAGAUUGCAUGACUAGGAUGUUGUCUUUUGAGGAUCGUAUGACUGCUGAUAUCCAGUUGGACUUGUAUGAUGAGGCAAAAGGAGAGUUUGGAAGUCGUCUUGCAGUGAAUUCAAGGAAACUACGAACUCCAGCAAAUUGGUGGAAGCGUUUUGGAAGGGACACACCUGAGUUGACAAAGUUUGCUAUUCGGGUCCUUAGCCUUACUUGUAGUGCAUCUGGGUGUGAGAGGAAUUGGAGCACAUUUGAGCAGAUUCAUACAAAGAAAAGAAAUAGACUUGAACAUCAAAAGCUCAAUGCUCUAGUAUAUGUGAAGUAUAAUACGGCACUAAGAGAGAGAAGUAUUAGAAGGAGGUCAAAGAUUGAUCCAAUAUUGGUGAAUGAAAUUGAGUCUGAUGAUGAAUGGAUAGCUGAGGUUGAAGAACCAAUUCUACCAACUGAUCUUAUUUGGCUUAAUUCUCAAGAAUUAUAUGAUGUUGAUGUCAUCAGAAAUAUCCCCACUGAACCUUAUGAAACUGAUCUACAUACUCGAGUGCCUAUUUCUGUGGAGCCUAUUGGUGAUCCUAGGACUCAAGAGCAAGGGAAUAUUCAUGUUAGGACUCAAGAGCCUAUUGUUCAUUCUAGAACUCAAGAUCCUAUUAUUGAUGAUGAUCUUAUUCUUGACGAUGAUGUUCUUCUUUCCUCGUUAGCUUCAAAAAAGAGAAAAGAAUGUGAAACCUCAAGUAAGAGAAAAGUCAAAAGCAAGUCCAUAAGAGCUAUGCUUAUGGAUGAAGAUGAUGAGAUAGAUAAAGAUCCUUCAACAUUUGAUAGUGGGAAAUAUCCUUUUCAUAUUGAUACAGUUGAUCAAUAUGACAGUGAUGCUAGUUUGAAUGAUAUUAGUGUUGAGGAGUGGGAUGAGUGA